AUGAUGAACUACUAUCACCGUUUUCUUCCCCAUGGUGCCACCAUACUGCAGCCUCUCAACAGCUUGCUGACCCACUCCAAGAAGACUUUAGUGAUGACCGAGGAGGCCGUCAGGUCCUUCAAUGACGUCAAGGCCGCACUUGCGGACGCAACAUUGCUUGCCCAUCCUCGCUCAGAUACCCAACUAACUCUCAUGACAGAUGCUUCCAGCACUGCCGUUGGUGCGUCACUUCAGCAAACUGUUGGCGGUGUUCUACAACCUCUGGCUUUCUUCUCGAAGAAGCUCAGCCCAGCAGAGACCCGCUACAGUGUCUUCGGCCGCGAACUCCUUGCCGUCUAUCUAUCCAUCCGGCACUUCCGCCAUUUCCUCGAGGGUCGUGAAUUUGUUGUUCUAACAUAUCACAAGCCAUUUGUUUUUGCACUGAGGGCCUAUCCCGAUCGCUACUCGCCCCGUGAAAUUCGCCAUCUCGACUUCAUCUCACAGUUUUCCUGCGACAUCCAACAUGUCCACGGUAAGGAAAAUGUGGUUGCUGAUGCUCUUUCAAGAAUCGAGAUGGCCUCCAUCACAACAGACGCCAUAGACCUCACGCUCAUGGCUGAGGCUCAACGAUCGGAUGGCGAACUUCCCCAAUACCGCCACGAGGACUCUUCUUUACGCCUUCAAGAUGUCCCCCUUCCCACUGGCACAGGCACCAUCACGUGUGACCUUUCUACCGGACACGAACGUCCUUUUGUUCCAGCAACUUUACGACGACGAGUGUUCAACGCUCUUCACAAUCUAUCCCACCCUGGAGUCCGGGCGACAGUGAAACUCAUCACUGACCGAUUCGUCUGGCCCAACAUCAACCGGGAUGUACGGCGUUGGACCCGCUCCUGUCUACCAUGCCAACGAGCCAAAACGCAUCGGCAUGCUAUUACUCCGCCAGGAACUUCCGCCACCCCUGAUGCACGCUUCAGUCAUGUGCAUAUUGACCUGGUAGGUCCGCUGCCACCAUCUAGCGGUUCUACCUAUAUGCUGACAUGCAUUGAUCGUUUUACUCGGUGGCCGGUCGCUGCGCCCAUUCCGGACAUCAGUGCCGAAACCGUUGCAAGAGCUUUCUUGACUCAUUGGGUGUCCAAUUUUGGAGUUCCUGCGACUGUCACCACUGACCGCGGAUCCCAAUUCGAGUCCACGCUGUUUCGCGAACUCACAUGCCUUCUCGGCGCCAACCGAAUCCGAACAACAGCGUACCACCCUCAAGCAAAUGGUCUUGUCGAACGCUUCCAUCGACAGCUUAAGACUUCCCUUAUGGCCCAGCCCGAUCCUUCCCGAUGGUCUGAUCACCUUCCCCUGGUGCUGUUGUCCCUCCGUUCCACUCUCAAGACCGACAUCGGUUGCACUGCAGCUGAUCUUGUCUACGGAACCUCCUACGACUUCCAUGUGAGUUAG
Messenger RNA from Spirometra erinaceieuropaei, 1428 nucleotides. The record is from the annotation of a GenBank genome assembly. Lineage: Eukaryota; Metazoa; Platyhelminthes; Cestoda; Diphyllobothriidea; Diphyllobothriidae.